GUGAUCACCCGGGGGACCAGUCCUCUACGGGAUCGUUGCAGCCAGAAGUCGUGCAGGAAGAGGUGCGGAAGGCUGUUCAGCAAGCUAUGCAGAGCAGAGACACCAAGGUGAAUGAACUUCAGGCCGAGAACACGGAGUUGAAGCAACUCCUCUUGGCGAUGAUUGAAGCGAGUCCCAGCACGGGAGGAGUUGGUGGUGGAACAGGGCCUUCAGCCGAGGGCAACCGUGGCGCUCCAACGGAAUAUGGAGGAGCCACUGGCCCGUCUGAGAGGCAACAUCUACCGGAACGAGGGGAUCCCCGUGCUGACCGUGAAGGUGCAAGUCGAGUUUUUGGUGCUCCCCCCGGCCUCCCUGUGCCGUCUCGACGAGUCCCAGGUGACCUUGGAGGACAGGGAGGUGGGCAAGUUUCUGGGUUUGAGGAUGCUGGCAUACCGGUGGCUAGACCUGAUGGUGGUGACUCUGAGGGCGUCACAGGAAAGCUAUAUGGGGCUACCGGCGCUGCUUCGCCAGGAAGGGCUGAUGCUACCAUCUUGGACCCAGACAAGGACGACAAGAGCCCAGUGGCUCACCUGGGCCUUCUCGCCCAAGGCAUACAACAGCUUCAGCAGCUCCAACUCCAGAAGGACACGCAGGAUCCAGAGCUGUUGAAGGGAGCCGUGACGCUCCCAGCGUUGCCCGAACCUUACCAGGACUCCAGUGCAGUGUUGUUCUUGGAGUGGGUGUACGAGGCGGGCCAGCUGGUGGGCUCGAUCACGGACAAGGCCACUGGAUGGUGGAACCACAACUUGGAGCUGGCGAAGGAUGCGUACCACAAGUUCCAGAACGAAUCGCCGCUCAAGCGCCUGUCCAUUGUUGUGGGUAAUGAUGAUGCUGUGGCUGAGAUCACCAUGUUGCGCAUUGAUCGGGUGAAACACUGCCUGUACAAGCUGUACACAAUCUAUGCCCCGGGUGGAGCAAGCGAGCGGGCGAGCCUGAUCAAGCAGCUGGAAUAUAUCCAACCCCAGAACAAUAUCAUCGACAUGAUCGCUGCUCUUCGCCGGUGGAAGAAGUUGAUUGGAAGGGCGGCUGAGAUGGGAGUGUCGCUUCCCGAUGGGAGUGUCUUGCUUGUGGCGGUUGAGGCUGCCAUCAAACCCAUCGCUGAGGCCCAGAAGGAUGUCAACUUCAAGCUGAACAUGGCCAAGAGCGAGCUCAGCCUUCCUUACAAGCCAGCCUUGUCCUCGGUGCUGACGUAUGCGGACCAUGUCAUUGCGGAGCUCCAGCAGGUGAUACCGUAUGGCAAGGACCAAGGUGCCAAGCUCAAGGGUGUGAUUGCCGAUCACAACGUGACAGCGUCAUCUACUACCAUUGGACCUAUAUCCACGCAAGUUGGGUCGGGUUCUAGCGGAUCUUCCUCUGCAGCGUCUACGGUUUUGCUUUCUGAACAGAACAGCACUGGAGAGAUCAGGGAGCUAGCGGAGCAGUUCCUUGCGAAGAUUAAGCGGCUUGCCCCUAUGCAAGCUGUCACAGACAACGCGGUUGUGGACCUGGAGCUUUUGUUACGCUCCCAAGGCCUUGGGGAGAGUCAUGGCAUGGCUUUGCUGGAUAGUGGGGCCUCACAUGCUUAUAGGGCUCCCAAGACGCUCGAGGAGGCCAAGGAGGCGAAGCAGGUCAAGGUGCAACUUGCUGAUGGACGCCAUGUGUUCCUUCGGCAAACUAAGGGAGGCACCUUGCUGGCGGAGGACGACAGCGGUGGAACGAUCCUUCCUUUGGGAAGCUUGGUGAGUUCCUUGGGAUGCAAACUGGACUGGAGCAAGCGAAAGGGCCUUCGCAUAACGCACCCCGAGCACGGCUUGUUGCCAACAAAGCUGGUAGGCAACACCCCAGUCCUCCGCGAGGCCGAAGCGCUCCAGCUGAUUGCGGACCUGGAACAGCUAGAGCUUGACAAGUUGGAGAAGAAUAGCACGGACGGAGUCCUCAAGAUGAUGUCUGCGGAGGAGCCCCAACUUACAUGGGUGGAUCACCUGGAGGAGUUUGUGCAAAAGGGCGAACGGGCCUGUCUGAGGAGGAUGCUCUUGGACGAGGACUCCCCUUUGGAUGCAGUAGCCGAGGCGGAGGUUGUGAACCUGAUUGGUGUCGAUGACCGCCUCCUAUUGUCCGACGAGGCAGGCGCCCACUACUUGAAGUCGCUCCCCAUCAACAGAGCUAUGAGGAAGCGGUUACUGAAGACAAGAUGGGUGGUUCAUUUGUAUAAUGGGGAUGAGAAGGGCGAGGAGUUUGCCAGAGCUGAGUCGGAGGAUGUGACGGUGAUCCGAAUGGACGUGCGAGACUCCAAGGCCUAUGACCUCAGGACGUAUGGACCAGCUGCGAGACUGCUUCUGUGGGCGGCGGCCAGAGGCCAGAUCGAGGGCAUCAUCGGGGCGCCCCCCAGAGGUGCUGAACAUGGCCCGGCGCUGCUCAAGAGAAUGUUGUUGGUUUGGUUGGUGGCGAACUCCGGCGCGGUCCUCAACUCCCUUUGCGCACCUUUCUUUUGUAUGGAAGCCCCCACUUGGCAUCCUCUGUGGACGAGUUCGGCCUGGAUCAAGUUCAAGGACGAGAUGCGGUUCCUCAAGUACCACUCAGUGGGAACACCAGGCAACAUGUACUUCAUGGCGUCCUCAUUGGGUUUGUCGGAUGGGAUGGACAUUGAGGAAGCAGCCAUCAUGAGCUUGAACUAUGAAACCCCAGCUUCUUCAUGGCCGGUGCCUUUGAAACUUGGUAUCGCUCAGGCCAUCCUCAACUGGCGCAACAGCGACUUACGAAGGCAUGAGGCAACCUUGUGCAAGAUUGUGGGCCCCCGGGAACUCAAUGCAAAGGACCUUGCUUAUUGGGAAACCCACGUGCGCAACAACCACGUCCCCUAUGAUCGCCGCUGCCAGACUUGUGUCCGGGAAGCGCAACAGGAAGGGACUCGUGGGGAAUCCCAAGAAGGCAAGAAGUUCCGGUACUUGUUGGUUGGGGCUUAUUCACAUCCAAAGCUGGAUUUGCCAAGGGACCACAAGAUGCCUGUCAUUGAGGAGGAAGAUGACGUCGAGCCGGAGUUGGACCCCUUUGAGGAGGAGGACAAGACUGACGAUCCACCUGAGGAGGAGGACGAAGAGCAGAAGGCCCUCAAUGAGAGGUUCAGGCGGAUCUACAAGGACAUUGGUGACGAUAUUGAGUGCCAGACGCUCAACUUUGCGGUCCCGAUGACUUCCCGCACGUCCAAGGAGGUGCGGGCGAAGAUCCAGCACAUCUAUCUUCAACUCCGCCAGCAUGGGCUACCUCUUGUGCGAAUACACUCCGACCGAGGCUUGGAGCUCAAGGCCAAGGAGACCCGAAGCUGGAUGGCAGACAGGGACAUCUUGGCGACUACUGGGGAGAGCCAGCAGCCGCAGCAAAACGGACGAGCUGAGGCUUUGGUCCGGGAGAUCAAGCGCCGCGUGAAGGUCUUACUCAGGGCCUCGGGCCUCCCAGCAACAUGUUGGCCGGUGGCAGCUGAGUUUGCAGCAAGGCGACAAAGGGAUUUGGCCCUAGGGAACUACGAGGACAAGGACCUCGCCUUUGGAGCACCGACGCACGUGAAGUACAAGCGCUUCGGUGAAGGCGGACGAUAUGACUUACUGGAGCGAUGGAAGGAGGGCUUGUUUGUGGGCUACUCCAAUGAUGUGAAGAGUGGCCGUGUGGUACGUCAUGGAGAUGGUUCCUACACGACUUCAGUCCACAUCAGACCCUACCUGGUGGAUUCGGAUGAUCUGGCCCUUGUGGACGCCAACAACGACAUCGACAACCUCGCGAAAUCGUUCCUCGACAACAACCAGUUCCAGCCCGAGCAUGUUGUUGAGUUGUGGAAACAUCUCAAGGCCAAGGCCAGACCUACCUCAAGAACCACCCAAGGAGAAGGCCUUCAAUGGUUGGUUGGCCAGUACACCUACGGAAGCCAAUGUGGGAUUGUGAACGACACGUACCUCCACCCCGCAGUAACCACUUACUUGGUGCGAGCCUUCAAGGAAAUGACCGGGAGGGAUGACUUCACGGCCCUGCUCCUCACCGAGAAUGUGGGCAUGAAAUGCCACCGUGAUGUUCACAACAAUGGGGCCCGAAGCAACUGGCUACUUCCUCUACAACAAUGCGAUGAAGGCGGAGGUGUAUGGAUGGAGUCUUCUCCCGAGGCCUACAGCUACGACGAUGAGUGGCGUGAAUUGCCAAAGGGAGGGUGGAGAAGAGGCCGUGUUCGUGAACUACAACCUGGCGUUCCUUUGGAGAUCAACCCAAGGCGCUACCAUGCCACAGAGCCUUGGACAGGAACGAGACUGGUUAUUACGGCCUAUACCCCAAGAACUACAAGCAUGAAACUUGACACCUAUGAGACCCUCCGCGAGUUCGGCUUCAAACCACCUCCUAUACCACCUCGUGUACCUGAUCAACUACAACAAACAGUGUUGAAGAUGUUGACUAUGACCACGGUGAAGGAUGAACCCGAGGCGGUGAUGUUUUUGGUCAACGAGGUCGAAGAGGAGAAGCGCGAAAGGGCAAGGGAUGUCAGUCGGGAGCUACGGCAACUACAAGAUGAUGUGUUGAAUCGUCUCAAGGAAAGGCGUGAGUGGCUGCGUGAGUUCCUAGCUGAGGAGGAGAUCCUUGCUGAAGAGCUGAAUAUUGUGGGCGAGGCCAUCAAUGAGGAGAUCGAGGGUGUCAACGGUGCAGUUCGUGACCUUAUCAAGGAUGUGGAGGAGCAGAUUCAGGAGACCGAGGAUAAGUGCCACAAUUUGUACCUGAAGGUGGCCAACGUUAACGAUGACAAGGAGAUUGGAGACAUCGAGGAGUAUUUGUCCAACCUCAAGAAGGACCUGGAUGUUACGUUGGAUGUUCCGCUCGACCAAGUCAGGCGCAACCUGGACAAAUGGGUCGAUCCCUUGAAGAAGGAACUUGCGAACCUCGAGGAGAAGACGGACGCUAUUGAGCGGCGACCCAUAGCAGAGGCCAGGGCCCUGGAGCGCGAGGGGAAACUUAUCCUGAUCCCGGGGAAGGUCGUGUGCACAGUCAAACCGCCACCCCCACCAGAGAUAACGGCCCCCAAGGAGCAGCAGCCACGCUGGAAGCGCAAGGCCAGGGUGGUGAUAUGUGGCAAUCACGCUGGACAAUGGCAUGAUCCAAAUGACCUCUUUGCGGCUGGAGCAAGUGCCGAAGGACUACGGCUAGCACUUGCCCUUGCAGUGGCUAUGUCCUGGAGCGUGGCGUCUACGGAUGUGUCUGCGGCUUUUCUGCAGGCGCUAUGGCCAACGAACCGGCCCACCUACGGAGUGCUGCCGCCAAAGAUUCUCCUGCAAGCGGGUUUGGUGGAACCGGAGGUGGUAUUCAUCGUGAAGCGGGCGCUCUACGGAUUGCGGGAAAGUCCCGCACUGUGGGCGGCUCACAGGACAGAAGUUCUCAAGGAGCUGGUGGUGGAAAACGGAGAUGGGCGGAUCUUCCUGAAGCAAAUGAUGACGGACAGUGAGCUGUGGAUGAUCCUGGAGGAGCCUAAGGCUGGUGGCCAACCGAGCUUGAAGGGCAUCCUUGUAACCUAUGUGGAUGAUAUCCUCUACCUGGCUGAUGACCUGGUGAUCAACCUCAUACAUGGAAGGGUUGGGGCAAUUUGGCCCUGUUCUCCCUUGGAGUAUGCGACGGACGGUCUGAGGUAUUUGGGGAUGGAACUCAAGCAAGAGGAAGGGUUUUUCACCCUCUCUCAAGAGGCGUACAUUGCCAAUCUGGUGCGCCUACAUGGUUUGGAUGUUGACGUUAGCGCGGGACUUCCUUGUCCUAAGGAGUGGAUCCAGGAGGACGAUGUGGCGGCAGAGGAGGAGAACUACAGUUCUUCAGAGCUGAUGAUGGCCCAGAAGGUCACUGGAGAAUGCCUCUGGUUGGCUUACCCUACGCGCCCCGACAUCCUCUACGCUACGAACUACAUGGCCGCAAUGACAACCAAACGACCUGUUAAGGUGUACCAGAUCGGUCUCAAGGUGAUGUCCUACCUGAACGCCACAGCCGGUUUGAAGUUGAAGGCAGAGUUACUCGAAGGAUCCAACUGCGCUCUGUUGGUACAGUCGACGGAAGCUAUGUUGAGAGAGAUUCUACCUGCCACCAGCACCCCUACGUUGUACAUCGACAACCAGGCCGCGAGCAAUCUACUCAACGGUUCCACUGGGAGCUGGCGGACGAGACAUUUACGGAUUCGCCAUGCCUAUGUGAUGGACCGCGUCAAAAGUGGUGAGCUCUACGUCCAGCAUUUGGCUGGAGAGGACCAACCUGCAGAUUUACCGACGAAGCUGCAUUCCAAGGCGCGGUUACUACACCUACUUGGGACCUGGGGGAUGAUAGGCCUGGCUGGGUUGAACGAGAAGAAGGUGUUGCAAUGCAUGAAGCUGGGAUGCAUGUUCUUAUUGCUGCUGGUGGUUCAAUCCUUGGCAGUUGCAGCCGCCAAGGAACCUCUGCCGACGGUUGGGACAGUGGAGUUGUUUGUGCUCCUGAUUCUCACAUGUAUUUCAGCAGUGGCCCUGUGGGAAGCAGGAAAGGCGCUUGGUGGAUGGGCCUACCCAAGGAUCUUUGGGUCGAAACGUGAAAGGAAGCUACGUAAGCUGAAGGAACUCGCGAGGAUCGCAGCGGAGGCUGAGAUCGAGAAGUGGAUGGACGAAGACGAUGUUCCUUCAAGCGAGCGAGUGAUCCAGGCUGCACGACAAAGGGCCCUCACUACGGCUACGAGCGGAUCUACAAGGAGCCCGACCACCACUACCAGGCCUACUGCCCCCAUGAACAUGGGGGAGUCGAGGGAGAGCCGAUUUGGUGAGAUUCGGCCAGCGACACCCCCGCUGCCGGAGAGAGGGCAAUCUGUGCCCCCCUCACCAAUCUCGGGGCAAUUCGAUCGUGAGCGGGUCGUUCAAGACGCUUUAGGGCUGAUGACGGUCCAACACUUGCGUGAUGGCUUGGCCUCGGAGGGCCUUCCGGUGAGCGGCGUGAAGAGCGACCUCACGAGGAGGUUGGGCGGCCAGCUCGGCGAUGAGCCCCCAGCGGCGCACUUGCCGACGACCCGCCAGCUCCGCUACGUCUUGUGGACCUGGAGGCACUUUCAGCUGGCGGGGCGGACUCAAAUCUUGUGGGUCAACUUAGCGACGAAGACUGCAGUGUCUGAAUGGUUGGCUCGCUGGAAUCGAGGUGGAAGCUAA
This is a messenger RNA of Symbiodinium necroappetens, 7190 nucleotides long. NCBI's taxonomy places the organism in Eukaryota, Dinophyceae, Suessiales, Symbiodiniaceae. The record is from the annotation of a GenBank genome assembly.